AAUUCUGUGGUGAAAGUUACAACCGAAAGAAUGAUUUGUUAGUACACAUGAGAAUUCACUCUGGUAAGAAGCCAUAUUCUUGUGAAACAUGUGGAAAAUGUUUUCGUCGUCGGUGUGAUUUGCUGCCUCAUGUGAGAACUCACACUGGUGAGAAGCCAUAUUCUUGUGAAACUUGUGGAAAAUGUUUACGUGACCAGACUUCAUUAAGAAUGCACAUGAAAAUUCACACAGGUGAGAAGCCGCAUUCUUGUGAAAACUGUGGGAAAUGUUUCAUUCGUCGGAAAGAUUUAUUGAGCCACAUGAGAACUCACACAGGUGAGAAGCCGUAUUCUUGUGAAAUAUGUUGGAAAAGUUUCAGUAACCGAAAGGGUUUGAAACUACACAUGAGAACUCAUACAGGUGAGAAGCCGUAUUCUUGUGACACAUGCGGGAAAUGUUUCAGCAGACAGGGUCACAAGUUGCUCCACAUGAGAACUCACACUGGUGAGAAGCCGUAUUCUUGUGAAAAAUGUGGGAAAUGUUUCCGUCGUCGGAAUGAUUUAUUGAGCCACAUGAAAACUCACACAGGUGAGAAGCCAUAUUCUUGUGAAACAUGUGGGAAAAGUUUCAGUCACCGAUAUGAUUUGAGACUACACAUGAGAACUCACACAGGUGAGAAGCCAUAUUCUUGUGAAACGUGUGGGAAAUGUUUCAGCAGACGGAGUCAUAAGUUGCUCCACAUGAGAACUCACACUGGUGAGAAGCCAUAUUCUUGUGAAACAUGUGGGAAGUGUUUCAGUCAUCAGAGUCAUAAGUUGGUCCACAUGAGAACUCACACUGGUGAGAGGCCAUAUUCCUGUGAGACAUGUGGAAAAAGUUUCAGAGGCCAGUCUUCUUUGAGAAUACACAAGACAACUCACACAGAAGGACAUCACCUGUCCCAUUUACAUGAAGUGUGGGACACGGAACUGCACACGAUAUGUGAACAUCAGCAAACCGGCAAGCUCAGUUGGAGACAGCCUCUGUGA
Molecule: messenger RNA, 1007 nt
Organism: Salarias fasciatus (jewelled blenny)
Lineage: Eukaryota; Metazoa; Chordata; Actinopteri; Blenniiformes; Blenniidae
Product: gastrula zinc finger protein XlCGF17.1-like
Exons: 3
Coding region: 48-1007 (319 amino acids)
Biological process (GO): regulation of gene expression
Cellular component (GO): nucleus
Source: RefSeq, a predicted model, not a curated record